Messenger RNA from Arabidopsis thaliana (thale cress), 1419 nucleotides. It is a transcript of the gene DNMT2, whose product is annotated as DNA methyltransferase-2. Gene Ontology annotation, cellular component: nucleus. The transcript has 9 exons. NCBI's taxonomy places the organism in Eukaryota, Viridiplantae, Streptophyta, Magnoliopsida, Brassicales, Brassicaceae. Gene Ontology annotation, molecular function: methyltransferase activity; tRNA (cytidine-N5)-methyltransferase activity. Bases 64 to 1215 code for a protein of 383 amino acids. The record is from RefSeq and is marked reviewed.
AAUAAGAACAAUAACCAAAAACUCCCAAAUUAAUUUUGCUUAAGCAGCAGCAGAAGAAGAAGCAUGGCGGAACAAGAAUUACAGAGAAUCAAUGAGAAGAAGCCAUGGCAAGUUCUCGAGUUCUACAGUGGAAUCGGUGGAAUGAGAUACUCUUUAAUGGCGUCAGGCAUCGUCUCAGAAGUAGUAGAAGCUUUUGAGAUCAAUGAUUCUGCUAAUGAUGUUUAUCAACAUAAUUUCAAACAUCGUCCCUAUCAGGGGAAUAUUCAGAGUCUCACUGCUGCUGAUUUAGAUAAGUAUAAUGCAGAUGCUUGGCUUCUUUCUCCUCCUUGUCAACCUUAUACUAGACAAGGCCUUCAGAAACACUCUGGUGAUGCUCGGGCUUUUUCGUUUCUCAGGAUUCUUGAGCUUAUACCGCAUACAACAAAGCCUCCACAAAUGUUAUUUGUAGAGAAUGUUGUUGGAUUUGAGACUUCGGAUACACAUAUGGAAAUGAUUGGUACAUUAACAAAAUUAGAUUAUGUCACACAAGAGUUUAUAUUGAGUCCGCUGCAGUUUGGUGUGCCGUAUUCAAGACCACGUUAUUUCUGCCUGGCCAAAAGAAAACCUCUGCCAUUUAAGUCCCAACACAGUAAUAACAAACUACUCUGGUCUCCAGACCCGUUAUAUGGGCGUGAUGAUCAGGUUGAGUUUGGAAAAUGUCAAGCAGAAGAAGGAUUGGAUAAAUUACUUGAGUUUUGCAAACCAGUAGAGAAGUUUCUCGAGUUAGCUGCACAUGUUGAUGGCGAGCCAAGUAGUGUUGAUGACUCUGAAAAUGGGUCCAAAGAUUGUUGUGGACAAGAAGGCGAUUCUGUCCCAGACUCUGUACAUCAGUAUCUAGUACCAGUUAGUUUGAUAGAGAGAUGGGGAAACGCAAUGGACAUUGUUUACCCUGAUUCAAAGAGAUGUUGUUGUUUCACAAAGAGUUAUUAUCGAUACGUGAAGGGCACAGGUUCCCUAUUGGCAACUGUCCAGCCAAAAAUCAAGGGUAAGGAAUCUUGUUUGAAGGAGCAACGGCUUAGAUACUUCACCCCUAGAGAGGUAGCUAACUUUCACUCAUUCCCUGAAGAUUUUGAGUUCCCCAAGCACAUAAGCCUUCGACAAAGAUACGCAAUGCUUGGAAACAGUUUAAGUGUAGCAGUGGUGGCUCCUCUGCUUCGGUAUCUAUUCGAUUCUUGACUACACAAUUUGAUGCACUAAGUGACGCGACCAAUUACCGGAAUCAGUUAUUCUCCUGAACAAGCUUCUACUACUUUUUUGUUUACUGAUAAAGUUCAAACUGAUGAACUUACGUUUUGUUAUCGAUCCUUAACUUUAUGGGCCAGUAUUUUAAAUGGGCCUUAUUCGGCCCGUUAAUCAUAAUUUCUUACCCAAAUUUCCGUA